AGUGAAGUGCACAGUAGCACCUGGCGACUUGGAUUCUGGACACGGUCACAAACACCGUUUUUCUCCCAGUGAUUGCAACUUCACCAUCUGCUUCAUAAAUCAUCCAUCUUCCUUUCGGUCGUCAUUUGUUUGACCUCUUCAAUUCUUUGAUCUUUUUCUCCUGUGUCUCAAAGUCCCUUCAUUCACCCUCCUUCUUCUCUUAUCUACCCUUCAUUCAGAUCCUUGUCUCACUCUUACAUUUUCCCUUCAACACAUCACUCCUUGUUCCUUCUUGUUCGCGUCUACAUCUACCUCUGCCUCUGCGCAGUCACUUUAUUGCCACCAUGGCCGACAUUCUCAAAUCUAUCUCUCCCCCCUCCCUCGACCGCCCUUUUGGUAUCGCCCUAUGGCCAAUCUUCAACAAGGCUUUCGAGCGCGUUGUUGGCCACCCCGCCGACAAUUUUCUAUUCGUCUCCGGGGUCACCCCGAUGUCCACCUUGAAAGAGACUGCCAUUGGACUCGUCGCAUACUAUGUCAUUAUUUUUGGUGGCCGUGAGCUGAUGAAGAAUCGUCAGGCCUUUGUGCUCAAUGGCCCCUUCAUGGUUCACAAUUUCUACCUGACUCUCAUCUCUGGCAUUCUUCUGGCUCUCUUCAUUGAACAACUUCUGCCAACCGUGGUUCGAGGAGGCAUCUUCCACGCCAUUUGCGAGUAUAAUGGAGGUUGGACAAGGCAACUCGUCGUUCUAUACUAUUUGAACUACCUCACCAAGUACCUCGAACUUAUCGACACCCUCUUCCUUGUCCUUAAGAAGAAGCCGCUUACUUUCCUACACACCUAUCACCAUGGCGCCACUGCCUUGCUUUGCUACACUCAACUAAUUGGCAAUACCGCCGUCUCCUGGGUUCCUAUCACCCUCAACUUGACCGUUCACGUUGUCAUGUAUUGGUACUACUUCCAAUCAGCCCGAGGUAUCCGCAUCUGGUGGAAGAAGUAUAUCACCAUGCUCCAAAUCCUCCAAUUCGUCAUCGAUCUUGGCUUCGUCUACUUUGCCUCGUACACCUAUUUUACCAGCACCUAUUUCCCUCACUUGCCAAAUGCCGGUUCCUGUGCCGGCGAGGAAUUUGCCGCCUUUGCUGGGAUGGGAAUUCUGAGCUCUUACCUGCUGUUGUUCAUCUCAUUCUACCUGGCCACUUAUCGCAAGCAAGGCGUGUCCGGUCGUCCUAGAAGAAACACCGGAAGAGAAGCUCUCAUCGCCAUGAAGGAUCUGCCACUUCCCGACCCACAUAAAAUCCCCGAGUCAUCCCACAGUGACCACAAGAGCAAUGGCGCCGUCGCCACUGGUCGAUCGAGCGGCCCCACCACUCGGUCAAGAAAGGCUUAGGCAGCUGGUGUCGACGACCGUUUCGACGACCAGGUCUUACCCGCAUUGGCCACUGGAACACAGGGUCGAGAGAGUUGUUCGUCCACUUCUGGGCAGCUCAAUUGCCUGCCAGGAUCCACACGUCACAGACCUCUAAAUCGAGUCGCGAAAUAUUCAGAGUUUCUAUCUUGGCCGGAUCAGCGAUUGAACGGCGGCGGAACAUGAGUGAGGUGUGCUUGCUCGAGAGCGUCUGCCAGCAGUUGGCGCUUUCGCACAAUGUACUUUAUAUGGGGUGCGACAAGGCGGCAUGUUUGCCGGUGGAUUUCAGGUCAAACCCACCGCGCCAUCUGUGCUUGUCUCAUUUGAUUUUGCUUCAUGUGUGUAACUAGAUGCAUACUACCACUUAUUAAUGCACGACGGUAAUGCGGAAGAAAGACAGGCGAGGAGGCGGAAGAAAGGCUCUACGCCAGCAAAAGGGGUUGAGCCAGUGCUGAGAAUGGCUCAGUAGUAAAUAUAUCCAGAGACAAAACAAAGUGUCCAAAAACGCUACCUGUGUCGAGGCGCUCGGUCUCGGUUUUUGCCACCACCGUGGCACUUUGCAUACCAUCAGUUACCUGUAGCCCAUCAGGCCGUGAGUCAGUCGGCGGCCUGAUAGG
Exophiala mesophila is the source of this 1996-nucleotide messenger RNA. RefSeq lists its product as uncharacterized. The transcript is spliced from 3 exons. Lineage: Eukaryota; Fungi; Ascomycota; Eurotiomycetes; Chaetothyriales; Herpotrichiellaceae. Gene Ontology annotation, cellular component: endoplasmic reticulum membrane. Bases 324 to 1361 code for a protein of 345 amino acids. The record is from RefSeq and is a predicted model, not a curated record. Gene Ontology annotation, biological process: very long-chain fatty acid biosynthetic process; fatty acid elongation, polyunsaturated fatty acid; fatty acid elongation, saturated fatty acid. Gene Ontology annotation, molecular function: fatty acid elongase activity.